This is a messenger RNA of Linum trigynum, 2410 nucleotides long. The record is from the annotation of a GenBank genome assembly. Lineage: Eukaryota; Viridiplantae; Streptophyta; Magnoliopsida; Malpighiales; Linaceae.
AUUCAUUAAAUACGGAUAGUAAACAUGUUAUACGGGUUUUAUACGCGUUUAAUAUGGGAGCCAUCAAAUAAACGGGGGAAAUGAAACGGCCUGACGAAAUUAUGAAUACGAAAGUUUUAAACGAAUAAAAUACAUACGGAUACAUAUACAUGUAUUAAACGGAGUAUUUACUAACUAUGUUAUACAGUUUACACAACAAAUGAGUUUAAAAUUCAAGCACUACAAAUUUUUUUUAUAAAAUCAUGUAAUUUUCUAUUUCCUGUUCAUUUAUGAUUCAUGCACCGAAUAUGUAUAAAAAUACGUAUAGCAAAUUUGAGAUACGUAUUAUGGAUAGAACGGAUAAUUCAAUUUUUUUUUUAGUAUUUAAGUCAUAUUCCCGAUUAAAUUAUCCAGUGCAGUACUACUUUUCGGCUGCCGCGCCAUAUCAGUUGGCAUAUUUUGUUUUCUUCUUCCUCAUCACCUAACUUAAUUCGAAUUCGAUUUCCCCAGCUGGCGACUCACUGUAAGUAAACCCUUUCUUUCCCAUGCCUCGCCCAUCCAUAGGAUUCCGUUGAAGGCGUCCAGCAAGCUACUAGCUGGCCUGGUCCAAAAUUUCCAUGGCAGCACCAAAACCUACCACUUCUUUUACGCUACCGCGUUCCCAAAGUAAAUACCCUGCUGCCCAGUAAUGGCUAUGACCCAGCUGUCCGCCACUAAUUAGUUGCCCUCCACUCCUUUCUUCCACCUCUGCAGCAGGUGCAGCUAUUUAUACCGCAGCCCACUGUUCCAGUUUUCUCCACCACCAUCUCUCCAUUCUCCAACAUCCACUUUCGCCCUUCUUACUCAUUUCCACACCUUCGCCAUGGCGAUUCCUUCAACCCGUUUCCUCCCCCAAAUUCUCAUCUUCUGCACUCUGCUUCAUUUCGCCUCCUCUGCCGCCAGAUCGCUCAAUGCUGCCGCCGGUGACGGCGGCAGUGAGGAUACGGCGUUUCAGUAUCACAACGGCGCUCUUCUCACCGGCAAAAUCUCCGUCAAUCUCAUCUGGUACGGCAAGUUCAAGCCAUCCCAGCGCGCAAUCGUCUCCGAUUUCGUCGUUUCCCUCACUUCCCCUGCAUCCUCUUCCAAGCAGCAGCAGCAUCCCUCUGUCCAGAGCUGGUGGAAAUCCACUGAGAAGUACUACAAUCUUGUCAAAUCUUCGAACAAACACUCUUCUUCUUCUUCUUCUCUCUCGCUGUCCUUGAGCAGCCAGAUCCUCGACGAGAGCUACUCAAUGGGGAAAUCCCUUUCCUCCAAGCAAAUCGUACAAUUAGCAUCAAAGGGCGCCCAAUCCAACGCCAUCAAUGUCGUUCUUACUUCCUCCGAUGUUGCCGUGGAAGGGUUCUGCUCCAGCAAGUGCGGGACACAUGGGUCUUCUCUGAGCACUGCUGCUUACCGAAAAAUCAAUGGCGGCAAGAAGGUGUCCAAGUUCGCUUACAUAUGGGUGGGGAAUUCGGAGAAGCAGUGCCCGGGGCAAUGCGCGUGGCCGUUCCACCAGCCAAUCUACGGCCCGCAGUCCCUUCCUCUGGUUUCCCCCAACAACGACGUCGGAAUGGACGGGAUCAUCAUCAAUCUGGCUGGUCUCUUGGCCGGAACUGCAACCAAUCCGUUCGGAAACGGGUACUUCCAGGGUCCCAAAGAAGCGCCAUUGGAGGCUGCAUCCGCCUGCACGGGUGUUUACGGCAAGGGAGCCUACCCGGGAUAUGCCGGGGAGCUCUUGCUGGAUUCUACAACAGGGGCUAGCUACAAUGCCAAUGGAGUGAACGCCAGGAAGUACCUGCUCCCUGCCCUGUUUGACCCGGCUUCUGCAGCUUGUUCUACUCUUGUAUGAUCGAAUGAAAGGAGGAAAAUACUACCUAUCUAGUGCUCCGUGAUACAUAUGGUGAAAAAAUUGUAUUAGUAUUAGAAAUUUUGAGAGUUCUAUUGAUUCUUUGAUUCAUUGUAAGAGACAAUAUCACGAUUAUAGAAAAGAUUUGUUGUUGAGUAAUUUGUGGUUAUCUAGUUUUGAUGUUUGAUUGUUCAUAUAUAGUAGGGCUAGGAAACGGUGUGGUCUGGUCCAGACCAGACCAUAUAUACGGUUUACGGUCCAGACCGAGAGGCUAAAGUAUAGACCACAGAUCAUACCACAGACUAUACGGUCUGGUGCAGACCACGCCUGUGCGGUCUAUUUCGGUCUGGUCCAGAUAGACCACACUCAACGAAAAAUUAAUAAUUUCUUUAGUCAACCUUAGGUAACCAGAGCGUGGAGCGAGAGCGGGAGCGGGAGCGAGAGCGUCAGAGCGUUAAUUUUCGGAGAAUUCAAUAUUGAGAGCGUAAAGAGAGCGUUAUUAUUAUAUUAUUUUAAUUAAUAAUUUAUUUUUUUCCUCAAAGCAUUAGAUAAAAUAUGAGAAUCUUA